This is a messenger RNA of Hemiscyllium ocellatum (epaulette shark), 3161 nucleotides long. Its product is annotated as Fc receptor-like protein 5. The record is from RefSeq and is a predicted model, not a curated record. Bases 49 to 1227 code for a protein of 392 amino acids. NCBI's taxonomy places the organism in Eukaryota, Metazoa, Chordata, Chondrichthyes, Orectolobiformes, Hemiscylliidae. The transcript is spliced from 6 exons.
AAGAGCUGAGAGACUGACAUCAAGAACUGAGCUGAUCUUUUGAAUAAAAUGAUGUGGAUUUUAAUUCUCCUCAUUUGUUCCAUUCCCGUUUCAUCAUUUCUGUGGACAAACACGAAAGUAACAGGAAUUGUGGGAAGAUCAAUCACAAUAAAUUGUCGAUACAACUCACGGUUCAAGCCCAACAUGAAAUUCUGGUGUCAUGGUUGGACUAGACAUUGCUCAUAUUUAGUGAGAACAACUGAUCCAGGCGGACAGCGAGGAAGAAUAUCAAUCAAGGAUUACAAGGCACAAAGAGUAUUUGUUGUGACCAUGGAGGAUCUUCGCAGGGAAGAUGCAGGAUGGUACAGCUGUGGUAUUGAUAAACAAGAUAGUGAUGAAUUACGUACUGUAAAGCUUGAAGUAUCUGAUGAACCUGUGUCUGUCCCUGUAAUUCGAUUUUUAACACCAAAUAUCUGGUGUUUUGAGAAUCUAGUUUCUGUCUCCUGUGAGUCUGUCCAGGGAUCCUUUCCCAUUCGGUACACAUGGUACGAAAAGACCCAGUCUGUAGGUUCAAAGAUUUCUGAGAACAAUACACUGGAUCUACAUUGUCAAUUAUUCAAACAGCAAGAUCAUCAAUAUUACUGCAUAGCCUCAAACACUCAGGGAGAAAAAUCCAGUGAAAUGGUUAAAGUGACAAUCGUCCACAGAUCAGAGAGGAACUGCAUUUUCCUGGCACAGAUUGGGAACCGAGAUCCUGUGUCUCUUCCUGAACUUAGAUUUUUAUCAUCUCCAUCAAAUGCCUCAUGUUUUGGGAGCUCAGUGUCAAUCUUCUGUGAACGUGUCCAGGGAUCCCUCCCCAUUCACUACACAUGGUAUGAAAGGACCCCAUCUCAAGAUUCAAAGAUCUCUAACACCAGUAAACUGGAUCUACAUUGUCAAUCCUUCACACAGCAACAUCAUCAAUAUUACUGCACAGCCUCAAAUACUCAGGGAACAAAACCCAGUGAAAUGGUUAAUGUGUCAGUCACACACAGACCAGGGGAGAACUGCAGUUAUGUGGCACAAAUCAGCACCAGUGGAGCUGAUGACUGUUAUAAAAUUUCAACAGUAUCAUCGACAACUACAAAUUCAAACAUCACAUCUCAACUUGAUAUAAGUUACGUUGUCUGGGAUGUGAUACGCUGGGUAUUCUUCACUCUCCUGGUGAUUUGUUCUGUUUCAGUCACAAUGUUUCCACAAAAACAUUAGGUGAGCAUCAUGGCCUUUACAAGGAUGAUUUUGAGCACUCUAAGUUCCCCAUCAAUGAGGUGGCCCUGCGUGGAGGGAGUUCGAAGCAGGAUACACAGAUUGAGAAGAAUGGGUUGACCAUUUGGGACUGAGAUGAGCAGGAAUUUCUUCACUCAGAGGGUGAUUGUUUGUUGGAAUUCUCUGCCCCAGAGAGCUCUGGAAGCUCCAGCCUUGAUUAUAUUCAAAACAGUGAUCAGUAAUAAAGUUAGGGAGGGACAUGGGGUAAGUGCAAGAAAAGUGGUACUCAGGCAGAAGAUCUGCUUUGAUCCAUGUGAAUGCUGACGGAGCCUAGAGGGGCAGAAUGGCCUACUCUGGUCCUGCCUCAUCUCUCUCCAUGGUGACCUCAUGCUGUUAAACGCUGUCAUUGUACCAGCCUCCACCACUUCCUCUGGCAGAUCAUUUCAUAAAUGCACAUCCUCUGCAUGAAAAUGUUACUCCUCAGGUAAUUUUGAAAUAAUUUCCUUCUCACCUUCAACCUCUGCCCUCUAGGUCUGGACACUCCCAGAAAUGAAAAAGACCUUGGCUCUUCGCCCUGUCCAUGCCCUCAUUUAAAUCUCACUGGAUAACAUAGUCAUGUGUUCUAAUCUGGAACAAAAACAAUGUAAAUGUUGUUGGGUAGAGAGACAAGAGAGCUAGUGUGUAAAUGUUUGAUUGGACGAAACCUUGUUAUCUGUUAAAAUAUUAAGAUACAUUUGUUGCUAUUCGAAUGAAUUGAUCUGGUCAGCAUUUGUUGGUAUGUACAGCUCCCAUGCAGACAUUAAUAAUCAUUUAAACACAGAAACCUGAGUCUUGUCUGAUAUAAAGAGGAAACACAGCAUUGAAUCCCCCUUUCUGGGGCUCUCAUAGAACAUAGAAGGCGUCAGAGAACAACAGGAGGUGGGGUUAUCCCAGGUCACUGUCACUUUGUCAUUCACAUAGGGAGGGUUAGGGCCAAUAAGGGCUUUGUAAUUCUCAAAGACAUGAGCUCUGAUGGGAAAUUAGGGACAUAAUGUCAAUAGAGCGAGAAUUAACAGAAACAGUGAGAUGACAAAAGAUCAUUGGAUCCACAGGGACAGCAACAAUAAAGAGAGGAAGAAGGAUCAUUCUGCACCACAGAUAGAGUCUGUUGUUAAUUCACAGGAAAGACACACUCUGUAUCUGCAGGAUAUGGAACGCUUUAUUGAAACUACUAAUAGUUCUGAAGGAUAAUCAAUGGACCCAAAACAGUAAUUCUGCUUUCUCUCCACAGACAUUGCCAGACCUGCUGUGUUUCUCCAGCAAUUUCUGUUUUUGUUACAAAAACACUCAGUUGACACUUCACCAAUCCUGACCCAGUCACUGUACAAUAAGUGUGUAAAAUGACAGACACCCAAUUACAGUGUGGGGGUGGAGACAGUAAUUCAUAUUUUGGGAGGGGAAGGGGAGCUGCAUUAAAAUUCAAUGAAUUUGAAACCUAUUCAGGGCAAUUGCAUCCACCGUGCAUCCACUGAUUCAGUCCUACCACUGCCAUCAACUUACACUUCAACAACAGGUCACUCAUUCUCCAAAAAUAAACAUUAGAGGAGAUGGCCUCAAGCAAUUAUUGCCAACAACGUUGUUCACCCUCAGGGUCUUAUUAACGAGGCGAAUGUAAUCAGACAAGUACAUUUUAAAGGGCCACUUGGGUUUGGUAUUUCUGUACUGCACUGCAUGGCAAACAGUGGAAGACAGCAAUCCUCAGUUACAAUGGCCAUACACUGAAUUGUCAGUCUGUGAGGAGAUAAUCUGCAAUGUCUAAGGCUCCUAAAUUCCUACCCGCACAAUAAAACCAGUCUGACUCCAGGUUGGGACACACUCUAACCUCAUCCCUAUAAUACAUUGUCUGAGCUGAGAUAUCAUUUCUUUAUUUACUGAUAAGUCCUUAAGAUAUAUCAGGG